Messenger RNA from Oncorhynchus masou masou (cherry salmon), 7122 nucleotides. RefSeq names its product proline-rich protein 36-like. The transcript is spliced from 10 exons. The record is from RefSeq and is a predicted model, not a curated record. Lineage: Eukaryota; Metazoa; Chordata; Actinopteri; Salmoniformes; Salmonidae. Bases 1 to 7122 code for a protein of 2373 amino acids.
AUGGUGACGGGAUCAGCGCUCAGUCGCACGCAGCAGAGUCAGUCGCCCCCAGCAGAGUCAGUCGCCCCGGCAGAGUCAGUCGGCCCCAGCAAAGUCAGUCACCGCCAGCAGAGACAGUCGCCCCCAGCAGAGUCAGUCACCCCCAGCAGAGUCAGUCGCCCCGGCAGAGUCAGUCGCCCCGGCAGAGUCAGUCGCCCCCAGCAAAGUCAGUCACCCCCAGCAGAGACAGUUGCCCCCAGUAGAGACAGUCGCCCCCAGCAGAGUCAGUCACCCACAGCAGAGACAGUCGCCCCCAGCAGAGACAGUCACCCCCAGCAGAGACAGUCGCCCCCAGCAGAGUCAGUCACCCCCAGCAAAGUCAGUCACCCCCAGCAGAGACAGUCGCCCCCAGCAGAGUCAGUCACCCCCAGCAGAGUCAGUCGCGCCGGCAUAGUCAGUCGCCCCCCGGCAGAGUCCGUCGCCCCCGGCAGAGUCAGUCUCCCCAGCAGAGUCAGUCGCCCCAGCAGAGUCAGUCGCCCCAGCAGAGUCAGUUGCCCCCGCAGAGUCAGUUGCCCCCAGCAGAGUCAGUUGCCCCCAGCAGAGUCAGUUGCCCCCAGCAGAGUCAGUCGCCCCCAGCAGAGUCAGUCGCCACCCGGCAGAGUCAGUCGCCCCACGGCAGAGUCAGUCGCCCCCCGGCAGAGUCAGUCGCCCACCAGCAGAGUCAUUUGCCCCCGCAGAGUCAGUCGCCCAAUGCAGAGUCAGUCGCCCCAGCAGAGUCAGUCGCCCCAGCAGAGUCAGUCGCCCCCCGGCAAAGUCAGUCGCCCCCCGGCAGAGUCAGUUGCCCCCCGGCAGAGUCAGUCGCCCCCCGGCAGAGUCAGUCGCCCCCUGGCAGAGUCAGUUGCCCCCGCAGAGUCAGUUGCCCCCGCAGAGUCAGUCGCCCCGGGAGAGUCAGUCUCCCCCGGCAGCGUCAGUCGCCCCCGGCAGAAUCAGUCGCCCUGGCAGACUCAGUCGCCCCGGCAGAGUCAGUCGCCCCCCGGCAGAGUCAGUCGCCCCCCGGCAGAGUCAGUUGCCCCCGCGGAGUCAGUCACCCCGGCAGAGUCAGUCGCCCCCCGGCAGAGUCAGUCUCCCCCCGGCAAAGUCAGUCGUCCCCAGCAGAGUCAGUUGCCCCAGCAGAGUCAGUCACCCCAGCAGAGUCAGUCGCCCCAGCAGAGUCAGUCACCCACAGCAGAAGUCAGUCGCCCCCAGCAGAGUCAGUCGCCCCGGCAGAGUCAGUCGCCCCGGCAGAGUCAGUCUCCCCCGGCAGAGUCAGUCGCCCCGGCAGAGUCAGUCGCCCCAGCAGAGUCAGUCGACCCAGCAGAGUCAGUCACCCCCAGCAGAGUCAGUCGCCCCAGCAGAGUCAGUCGCCCCGGUAGAGUCAGUCACCCACAGCAGAGUCAGUCGCCCCCAGUAGAGUCAGUCGCCCCCAGUAGAGUCAAUCGCCCCCAGCAGUCACCCCUGCAGAGUCAGUCACCCCCAGCAGGGUCAGUCGCCCCAGCAGAGUCAGUCGCCCCGGCAGAGUCAGUCUCCCCGAGCAGAGUCAGUCGCCUCAGCAGAGUCAGUCGCCCCAACAGAGUCAGUCGCCCCCAACAGAGUCAUUCGCCCCGAAAAGUCAGUCGCCCCGGCAGAGUCAGUCGCCCCAGCAGAGUCAGUCGCCCCCCGGCAGAGUCAGUCGCCCCCCGGCAGAGUCAGUCGCACCCCGGCAGAGUCAGUCGCCCCCCGGCAGAAUCAGUCCCCCCAGCAGAGUCAGUCGCCCCAGCAGAGUCAGUCGCCCCAGCAGAGUCAGUCGCCCCCCGGCAGAGUCAGUCGCCCCCCAGCAGAGUCAGUCGCCCCCCGGCAGAGUCAGUCGCCCCGUCAGAGUCAGUCUCCCCCGGCAGAAGUCAGUUGCCCCAGCAGAGUCAGUCGCCCCAGCAGAGUCAGUCGCCCCAGCAGAGUCAGUUGCCCCCGCAGAGUCAGUUGCCCCCAGCAGAGUCAGUUGCCCCCAGCAGAGUCAGUUGCCCCCAGCAGAGUCAGUCGCCCCCAGCAGAGUCAGUCGCCACCCGGCAGAGUCAGUCGCCCCACGGCAGAGUCAGUCGCCCCCCGGCAGAGUCAGUCGCCCACCAGCAGAGUCAUUUGCCUCCGCAGAGUCAGUCGCCCAAUGCAGAGUCAGUCGCCCCAGCAGAGUCAGUUGCCCCAGCAGAGUCAGUCGCCCCCCGGCAGAGUCAGUCGCCCCCGGCAGUCAGUCGCCCCCCCCGGCAGAGUCAGUUGCCCCCCGGCAGAGUCAGUUGCCCCCCGGCAGAGUCAGUCGCCCCCUGGCAGAGUCAGUUGCCCCCGCAGAGUCAGUUGCCCCCAGAGUCAGUCGCCCCGGGAGAGUCAGUCUCCCCCGGCAGCGUCAGUCGCCCCCGGCAGAAUCAGUCGCCCUGGCAGACUCAGUCGCCCCGGCAGAGUCAGUCGCCCCCGGCAGAGUCAGUCGCCCCCGGCAGAGUCAGUUGCCCCCGCAGAGUCAGUCACCCCGGCAGAGUCAGUCGCCCCCCGGCAGAGUCAGUCUCCCCCCCGGCAAAGUCAGUCGUCCCCAGCAGAGUCAGUUGCCCCAGCAGAGUCAGUCACCCCAGCAGAGUCAGUCGCCCCAGCAGAGUCAGUCACCCACAGCAGAGUCAGUCCCCCCAGCAGAGUCAGUCGCCCCAGCAUAGUCAGUCGCCCCAGCAGAGUCAGUCGCCCCCCCCGGCAGAAGUCAGUCGCCCCAGCAGAGUCAGUUGCCCCAGCAGAGUCAGUCACCCCAGCAGACCCCAGCAGAGCCCCAGCAGAGUCAGUCACCCACAGCAGAGUCAGUCGCCCCGGCAGAGUCAGUUGCCCCAGCAGAGUCAGUCGCCCCAGCAGAGUCAGUCGCCCCCCGGCAGAGUCAGUCGCCCCCCAGCAGAGUCAGUCGCCCCCCGGCAGAGUCAGUCGCCCCCAGCAGAGUCAGUCACCCCCCGGCAGAGUCAGCAGAGUCAGUCGCCCCCGGCAGAGUCAGCCCCCAGCAGAGUCAGUCGCCCCGGCAGAGUCAGUCGCCCCCGGCAGAGUCGCCCCCGGCAGAGUCAGUCCCCGGCAGAGUCAGUCGCCCCAGCAGAGUCAGUCGCCCCAGCAGAGUCAGUCGCCCCCAGCAGAGUCAGUCGCCCCAGCAGAGUCAGUCGCCCCCAGCAGAGUCAGUCGCCCCAGCAGAGUCAGUCGCCCCGGCAGCAGAGUCAGUCACCCCCCAGAGUCAGCAGAGUCAGUCGCCCCAGCAGAGUCAGUCGCCCCAGCAGUCAGACCCCAGCAGAGUCAGUCCCCCAGCAGAGUCAGUCGCCCCAGCAGAGUCAGUCGCCCCCAGUCAGUGACCCCGCAGAGUCAGUCGCCCCAGCAGAGUCAGUCGCCCCAGCAGAGUCAGUCGCCCCCCAGAGUCAGUUCCCCCAGCAGUCAGUCGCCCCCGGCAGAGUCAGUCGCCCCAGCAGAGUCAGUCGCCCCCGGCAGCAGAGUCAGUCGCCCCGGCAGAGUCAGUCGCCCCCCGGCAGAGUCAGUUGCCCCCAGCAGAGUCAGUCGCCCCAGCAGAGUCAGUCGCCCCAGCAGAGUCAGUCACCCCCGGCAGAGUCAGUCGCCCCCCGGCAGAGUCAGUCGCCCCCCAGCAGAGAGUCGCCCCGGCAGAGUCAGUCGCCCCAGCAGAGUCAGUCGCCCCCAGCAGUCAGUCGCCCCCGGCAGAGUCAGUCGCCCCCAGCAGAGUCAGUCGCCCCCAGCCCAGUCGCCCCGGCAGAGUCAGUGCCCCCAGCAGAGUCAGUUGCCCCCAGCAGAGUCAGUGCCCCCAGCAGUCAGUCGCCCCGGCAGAGUCAGUCGCCCCGGCAGAGUCAGUCUCCCCCGGCAGAGUCAGUCGCCCCGGCAGAGUCAGUCGCCCCCAGCAGAGUCAGUCGCCCCCAGCAGUGCCCCAGUCAGUCGCCCCAGCAGAGUCAGUCGCCCCCAGCAGAGUCCCCCAGCAGAGUCAGUCGCCCCAGCAGAAGUCAGUCGCCCCCAGCAGAGAGUCAAGUCGCCCCCAGUCAGUCACCCCUGCAGAGUCAGCCCCGGCAGUCACCCCCAGCAGGGUCAGUCGCCCCCCCAGCAGAGUCAGUCGUCCCCGGCAGAGUCAGUCUCCCCCAGCAGAGUCAGUCGCCCCAGCAGAGUCAGUCGCCCCGGCAGAGUCAGUCACCCCAGCAGAGUCAGUCGCCCCAGCAGAGUCAGUCACCCCAGCAGAGUCGUCACCCCCAGCAGAGUCAGUCGCCCCAGCAGAGUCAGUCGCCCCAGCAGAAGUCAGUCGCCCCAGCAGAGUCAGUCGCCCCAGCAGAGUCAGUCGCCCGGCAGAGUCGCAGCAGUUGCCCCAGCAGAGUCAGUCGCCCCCAGCAGAGUCAGUCGCCCCAGCAGAGUCAGUCGCCCCAGCAGAGUCAGUCGCCCCCAGCAGAGUCAGAGUCAGUCGCCCCCGGCAGAGUCAGUCGCCCCAGCAGAGUCAGCAGAGUCAGUCCCCCCAGCAGAGUCAGUCGCCCCGGCAGAGUCAGUCACCCCCAGCAGAGUCAGUCGCCCCCCCAGUCGCCCCCAGAGAGUCAGUCGCCCCAGCAGAGUCAGUCACCCCAGCAGAGUCAGUCGCCCCAGCAGAGUCAGUCGCCCGGCAGAGUCAGCCCCAGCAGAGUCAGUCGCCCCAGAGUCAGUCACCCCCAGAGGGUCAGUCGCCCCAGCAGAGUCAGUCGCCCCGGCAGAGUCAGUCGCCCCAGCAGAGUCAGUCACCCCCGGCAGAUGUCAGUCACCCCCAGCAGGGUCAGUCGCCCCAGCAGAGUCAGUCGCCCCGGCAGAGUCAGUCUCCCCCAGCAGAGUCAGUCGCCCCAGCAGAGUCAGUUGCCCCCAACAGAGUCAGUCGCCCCCAGCAGAGUCAGUCGCCCCGAAAAGUCAGUCGCCGCCCGGCAGAGUCAGUCGCCCCGGCAGAGUCAGUCGCCCCGGCAGAGUCAGUCGCCCCAGCAGAGUCAGUCGCCCCAGCAGAGUCAGUCGCCCCGGCAGAGUCAGUCACCCCCAGCAGGGUCAGUCGCCCCAGCAGAGUCAGUCGCCCUGGCAGAGUCAGUCUCCCCCAGUAGAGUCAGUCGCCCCAGCAGAGUCAGUCGCCCCCAACAGAGUCAGGCGCCCCCAGCAGAGUCAGUUGCCCGAAAUGUCAGUCGCCCCGGCAGAGUCAGUCGCCCCAGCAGAGUCAGUCGCCCCCCUUGCAGAGUCAGUCGCCCCCAGCAGAGUCAGUCGCCCCGGCAGAGUCAGUCGCCCCGGCAGAGUCAGUCGCCCCAGCAGAGUCAGUCGCCCCAAGCAGCGUCAGUCACCCCCAGCAGAGUCAGUCGCCCCCAGCAGACCCACCUCCUCACCCUCCUCCUCAGCCCCCUCCUCUGCCCACCUCCUCACCAUCCUCCUCGGCCCACCUCCUCACCAACCUCCUCGGCCCACCUCCUCGGCCCACCUCCUCGGCCCCCUCCUCGGCCCCCUCCUCGGCCCACCUCCUCGGCCCCCUCCUCGGCCCACCUCCUCGGUCCCCUCCUCGGCCCACCUCCUCGGCCCCCUCCUCGGCCACCUCCUCGGCCCCCUCCUCAGCCCACCUCCUCACCCCCUCCUCGUCCCACCUCCUCGGCCCACCUCCUCGGCCCACCUCCUCGGCCCCCCUCCUCGGUCCACCUCCUCACCCACCUCCUCGGCCCACAUCCUCGGUCCAUCUCCUCGGUCCACCUCCUCGAUCCACCUCCUCAACUCCCUCCUCGGUCCACCUUCUCUCCCCCCUCCUCGGUCCCCCUCCUCACCCCACUCCUCGGCCCUCUCCUCGGCCCCCUCCUCGGGCCCAACUCCUCGGCCCACCUCCUUGGUCCACCACCCCACCCCCUCCUCGUCCCACCUCCUCACCCCCCUCCUCGUCCCAACUCCCCGGCCCACCUCCUCACCCUCCUCCUCAGCCCCCUCCUCUGCCCACCUCCUCACCAACCUCCUCGGCCCACCUCCUCACCCCCUCCUUGGCCCACCUCCUCACCCCCUCCUCGGCCCACCUCUUCGGCCCCAUCCUCGGCCUAUCUCCUCGGUCCACCUCCUCGGUCCACCUCCUCACCCCCUCCUCUGCCCACCUCCUCGGCCCCCUCCCCACCCCCCUCCUCGGCCCACCUCAUCUGCCCACCUCCUCGGCCCCCUCCCCACCCCCCUCCUCGUCCCACCUCCUCACCUCCCUCCUUGUCCCAUCUCCUCGGCCCAGCUCCUCGGCCCCCCUCCUCGGUCCAACUCCUCGGUCCACCUCCUCACCCCCUCCUUGGCCCACCUCCUCACCCCCUCCCCACCCCCUCUUUGGCCCCCUCCUCUGCCCACCUCCUCGGCCCACCUCCUCUGGCUACCUCCUCGGCCCACCUCCUCUGCCCACCUCCUCGGCCCCCUCCCCACCCCCUCCUCGUCCCACCUCCUCACCUCCCUCCUUGUCCCGCCUCCUCGGCCCAGCUCCUCGGCCCCCAUCCUUGGUCCACCUCCUCGGUCCACCUCCUCACCCCCCUCUUGGCCCACCUCCUCACCCCCUCCUCGGCCCAUCCCUUCGGCCCCAGCCUAGGCCCAUCUCCUCGGUCCACCUCCUCGGUCCACAUCCUCACCCCCUCCUCUGCCCACCUCCUUGGCCCCCUCCCCACCCCCCUCCUCGGCCCACCUCCUCUGCCCACCUCCUCGGCCCCCUCCAGACCCCCCUCCUCGUCCCACCUCCUCACCUCCCUCCUUGUCCCACCUCCUCGGCCCAGCUCCUCGGCCCCCCUCCUCGGUCCAACUCCUCGGUCCACCUCCUCACCCCCCUCCUUGGCCCACCUCCUCACCCCCUCCCCACCCCCUCCUCGGCCCACCUACUCGGCCCACCUCCUCACCCCCUCCUUGGCCCACCUCCUCACCCCCUCCACACCCCCAUCCUCGGCCCACCUACUCGGCCCACCUCCUCACCCCCCUCCUUGGCCCACCUCCUCACCCCCUCCCCACCCCCAUCCUCGGCCCACCUACUCGGCCCACCUCCUCACCCCCCUCCUCGGCCCACCUCCUCUGCCCCCUCCUAGUCCCUGUGAUCUCGCCAGCGCGCUGUGUAUGAUCUUGUGUGAGCUCUCCCUGUCUGUACUGUGA